Molecule: messenger RNA, 7791 nt
Organism: Klebsormidium nitens
Lineage: Eukaryota; Viridiplantae; Streptophyta; Klebsormidiophyceae; Klebsormidiales; Klebsormidiaceae
Source: the annotation of a GenBank genome assembly
AUGGAGCCUGCCCCCGCAGAGCCCAUCCUUGCUGCAUCCAACGCCAGGUUCACAAUGUUCCCAGUCAAGUACGAUGAGCUAUGGAAACUGUACAAGGAGGCUGUGGCUAGCUUCUGGACAACAGAGGAGGUGGACCUCAGCGAUGACCUGCCCCACUGGGAGAAGCUCACUAGCAAGGAGAGGUUCUUCAUCUCUCGAGUGUUGGCCUUCUUCGCUGCCAGUGACGGGAUUGUCCUGGAAAACCUGGCCCUCAGGUUCUUUGCAGAGGUGCAGAUUCCAGAAGCACGGGCAUUCUACUCCAUGCAGAUGGCGAUUGAGACCAUCCACUCUGAGCAGUAUAGCCUCCUCAUUGAUGCCUACGUGAAGGACUCUCAGGAGAAGGACGAGAUGUUCGGCGCCAUCGACUCAAUCCCAUGUGUCCAGAGGAAGGCGGACUGGGCAACCAAGUGGAUCGAGCGCGGACGGUCGUUUGGAGAGAGGCUCGUUGCCUUUGCAUGCGUGGAGGGUAUCCACUUCUCGGGGUCAUUCUGCGCCAUCUUCUGGCUGAAGAAGCGGGGACUCAUGCCCGGCCUUUGUUUUGCCAAUGAGCUCAUCAGCCGCGAUGAGGGGCUGCACACCGACUUCGCGUGCCAGCUCUACGAGACCCUCCAGGAGAAGCUGCCAGCUCAGACCGUGAGGGACAUUGUCACUGAUGCUGUGAAGAUUGAGCAGGCUUUUAUCUGUGAGGCGCUACCCUGCAGUCUUAUUGGAAUCAAUGCUUCCCUGAUGUCGGAGUACAUUGAGUUUGUUGCAGACAGGCUCUGCCAGCAGCUGGGGUACGAGGCAAUAUACGGCACCACCAACCCUUUCAGUUUUAUGGACCUGAUCGCGCUCGAUGGAAAAGCAAACUUCUUUGAGAGGAAGGUGUCCGCCUAUCAACGCGCAGGGAUGGAUGCUGCUGCUAUCACCGUUGCACGGGCCGCCAAUCUGGCAACCUACGGGAACAACCACAACAAAGAAGCGCAAGGUCUGCGACUGAUCUCGCGUGCACUUCAGGAGGACGGCCGUCUCAAGUUCCACAAGUCGUUUGAGAAGGCUCUUGCUGACUUCUGCGUAUAUACACCUGGUUCGCCCGCACUUGGAGUACAGGUCAAAACCACGGGUGUGACAUUAGAACUGAAUGCGGGCUAUGAGUACUAUAUCUUCGGACGGACAAAUGGAUACGCUGGCUUGUUGAUGAUCUUUGUGGCCCUCCACUUGGAGACCCCGCGCAUCUGGCUUGCGGAUGGAUCCAGGGUGAUCAGUAUGACGGUUACAAUUCCAGGAACCCUCCGGCGGCGCAUGAGGUCUGACAGACUACAAGAGAUAAAGCUCGCCACCCUGGCAGACGCAAUCUACACAAUCUAUAUGGCAGCCCUAUCAGGCUCUAGCAACUACGUGCUUCGCAGCCCAAGGGACCACGAGAAGCCCACGGAACGGAACGCCUUGGCGGAGUACAACGCCUUCCAGCGUCUUCAGCGCUCGUUACCGGUCCUUUUCAUGGACCCUCCAGCCGAGUUCCUGAGCUACGAUUAUAUCGUGGAUGGCAGGAGGUGGCAGCUGAAGUUGGCCCGAUACAAUCGUAAAUCUGAUUACUACUCCGUGGGUUGCCAUAAGCAAGCAGGCAGAGUGAACGGGAAGAAGACACAGAGGCAGUAUGAAGUCGGUGAUUUUGACUUCCUCUGCAUCCAACUCCCCGAGGCCCCCAAGACCUUGCACUGCUGCUACGUGAUCCCGCAGAGCAUACUGGCCGAUCAUAGUCUUGCCGGCAACGCUGCCAAGUCUUCCGCGGCCGUCCUUGUGUACCCGCAUCGCCUGGUGACGGCCAGGAAUGCUGUGCACACACAGGGCGUUCACUGGACGGAGAGUUAUCGCGUCGACUUUGCCGAUGACCCAUUGGCACAGCUGGCGCGCAUUACGCAAGGAGCAUCCAGCGGGCAGGGGAGGUGGAUGGCCCCGAUGCAAAAAAAGGCUCGCAACGAGAAAGGGUUGGAGGUCCAGAGCGCGAGAUCUGACAAACGUGCUGAAUUAGACGCUCAGUAUAGGAGAGCUGUGAAGAACAAGGAGAAGUGGGAUAAGGAAAAGCUUCAGAGUAGGCUGAGCGCACGAGAGAAACAGAAGAAAGACAAAGAGCUUCAAGAUGCAAUUGAUGCUGGACGGAAAAGGCUCCAUGCAUUCAAUGAAGAGGAGGCAGCCACCUUGCGCAGACAGAUUGCACUGGGAGAGAGAGCUGCAAUGGGCCGGGAGCUCAGCAAGCAAGGAAAGGGGAAGAAGAAGAACAAUCCGAUCCACCAACCUGUCCACAACGUGGCUCCCGAACCAACCUCAAGCACUCAGAACGUGAGCCAGAUUGAAUUGGACCAAAGGGGUGCCGUGGAUAGAGCACUCAAGCAAAACAAUGAUAGGCAGCCUGCGAAAGCAAUUGCACUGGCAGGGGCGGCCCGGAACAACCCACUCUUUGAAAACAGUGCCCAACAGCACUCCGUGUCCGUCCCGGCACCUCGACGAAAUCUUGGCGGAGCGGUGGUAACCAGUCACAACAACCCACUCUUCAAGCCAAGCGCCCCGAACGUGAGGAGCAGCUUACGGCUGCUCAAGAGCUCUCAUGGUAAGAGGCCGUCGCAGAUAGAUGCCACCCUGCCCGACUAUCAGGAACCGCAGCCGCCCACCGCGAGAAAACGUGGGGCGGAAGUGCGGACGAUUGACAACAACAUCUACAACAGCUUACAAGAGACAGAUCUAGCAAAGCUAGCAAACAACGAUGAGAGGGAGGAGGUGCAAAGGCUGGAGCAGCUCAGGCUUGAACGCCCGUCAUUCCCAAAACUUCGACCUCGCCCCUACUUCUAUGAAGUUGGCGCUUUGCCUGUGACCGAUGAGGACGAGUGGGAUAAUCAUCUGGAGCCCAAGCUGGUUGAGAACGAGCUCCCGAUGCCCCGCAAGGGUCACCCGCUGUUCGAUCGCGUUUACCUGCGUGAACGACAUCCAACAGCUACUGAGAACUUGCCUGCUCCGUACAAGCCUGCGGCCCCGCCCUACCGGCCACGUGCCAUAAAGCUGCCAGGUUUUGAAUCUCCUAACCUGCCAACACCGGGCAAUAUCUUGGUGCCACCAAUGAGAAAGAGGCGCUCUAGUUUCGUGGAGGAUCUUCCACCAACAGGCAACCUGAGAGUCCCUACCUUGCGGACGAGGCGGGCGUCCAGUUGGUUCAAGGGCUGGGGCCAAAGGCAAGGGAACACAAGUAGUCCAACAAAUGAGUCCAACAAGCAAUCUGGAGGGUUUGUCACUUGGUGGAAGGGGAGAGCACAGAAGGCUCAGCACGAGAGUGAAAGGGACUCUGGUGGUGACGGGAGCUCGAAACAAGCGUCCAGCUGGUUCAAGGGCUGGUCCUCUCCUUGGGGCUACAGGAAAGGAGACAGAAGAACUGCAACUAGUGAUUCCAACAAGCAAGUCCGUACUGGAGGGUUUGUUGCAGAACAGAAUGAGCAGAAGGACAGGCAACAGCAAGAGAGUAGAAAUGUACAGAAUAGGGCCAACAAGCAGGCCGCGAAAGAACGCUCUGACAAGGCCCAGAAGCUCAAGAAUGAAUUGAAACGGGUCAAACAGCAAGGGAAAGAAGAUGAGGGUAUAAGAAAUCUGCAAGAAGAAUUGAAUAAAGAGAUGGCCCAGAAGCAGGCGAUGAAUGCUUACAGAGAACGGGCGCAAAAGGUCGAGAAUGAACAGAACAGGAAAAGAAGAGAAAGGCUGAACGCCAUAGAGCAACAAUGGAGAGAAAACAUGGCGCAGAGGGCCAAGCAGCAGCAAGAAACUACGAGCUCUGGAACCAACCCCGUGCUGCCAGGCAAGCACAUGAUUGCAGCCACUCAGCCAGGAAAGUCAGGGAUUCGCAAUUGGCAAGAAGCACUGCAAGCAGCUGUUGUUACACCACCAAGCACUGAGCUCAAGCGUGUUAGCCCCGCAGCACCCACAAGAAGCUCUGGCUGGACAGCAUUCUCACCCAAUGAUAAACGGUCCCUUUACUAUGGCAAGGCUGCAAAACAAGCUGCACGCGGACAGGUUCCCGCAACUAUGACACAGAGGGUCCACGACAUACCCAUUCCUCAAGAGCUCACCCGAGCACCGAUUGCUGUCACCACCAUUCUCACAAAGCAAGGGAGACUGCAGGGGGGUGGUCCUGCAGGAGUUGAGCAUCCCCGCAAAGAUAGAGAUGAUGCAGAGACUGUCAGGCAAGUUGUGGAAACAGUGCUGACAAAUUUAGCACAGCGUAGUGAAGACGAGGCUAGGGAGACACAGCUGCAGGAUGACGUGGAGAAGGAGAAGCAUCUGUUGGAGGCAAAGCUUCACCAAAUGCAGGUGGAAUGGGAGGCUGCUCAGAACAGGGAAGAACGUUUGAAGGCGGACAUCCAAAGAGUGAGGGAGCUUUUGGAUGCUGAGAAGUGCAAGAUGGGCAAAGAUGUGCAGCACUUCAGGAAGCAGGUGGCCCAGCUGAGGUCAGAGAAUGCUGUGCUGAAAGACCAAGUCUCAGCAACUUACAGGCGCUGCACCCCCAUCGAGCACAUCCGAACUCGACCAGAUUCAUAUGUAGGGUCCGUUGUCCCAGAGCAGACCAAGACCUGGGUCAUCGAGGAAGGGCGCGCCAUCGAGAAGGAGAUCACUGUCGUCCCUGGCCUCUACAAGAUUGUGGACGAGAUCCUGGUCAACGCGAUCGACCAGACAAAGGUGGACCCGACCGUCGACUCCAUCAAGGUUGAGGUUGAUGUGGAGGCAGGGCUUAUCAGCGUGGCCAACAGCGGGCGAGGCAUCCCCGUGGUUGAGCACGACUCUUACAAGAUGUACAUACCUGAGCUGAUCUUUGGCAACCUCCUGACCUCUUCAAACUAUGAUGACUCGGAGGAGCGGACCACCGGCGGGCGCAACGGGUACGGGGCCAAGCUGACCAACGUCUUCAGCCAAUCCUUUGCUGUUGAGACCUUGGACCUAGAGAGAGGGCUCAAGUAUUGCCAGGUCUGGGAGGACGGGAUGUCCAAGUGCAAGCCGCCAAAGAUCUCACGCCCCAAGAAUCCCAAGCACGGCUACUGCAAGAUCUCCUUCAAACCCGACCUCGCUGUCUUCUCCAUGGAACGCCUGAACGACGAGAUUGUCAGCCUCCUCCACCGGAGGGCCCACGACGCCGCAGCCUGCACGCGUCCGAGCGUGAGGGUGUCUUUCAAUGGCAAGAACCUCCCGUCCAAGGGUGGGUUUGAGAGCUACUGCGAGCUGUUCAUCGGGUGCAAGAAGGAGGCGCCGCGCGUGUUCUUCCGCCCAAACGAGCGCUGGGAGGUCUGUGUAGCUGCUUCCGCGGACGGCUUCCAAGCCAUCUCGUUCGUCAACGGCGUGCACACGGCUCUGGGCGGCACCCACGUGGAGCACGUGGUUGCGCCGCUCACCCGGAGGGUUGCCGAAAUGCUGCAGGCCAAGGUGAAGGGGGCUACUAUCCGGCCAGCACAUGUCAAGGAAAAGCUGAUGCUCUUUGUGAAUGCGACGCUCGUCAACCCCACCUUCAGCUCUCAGACAAAGGAGAUGUGCACGCUAAAGGCCAGCCUCUUUGGGAGCACGUGCGAGGUGCCAGACGAGGUGGUUGGAAAGGUGGUGGGCAAGCUAGGGAUUGCCGACGCGAUCAUUGCAAAGGCAAGGGAGCGAGAGGCCAAGACUCUGUCACGAACGGACGGGAACAAGACGAGCGUCAUCAGGGGGAUCCCCAAGCUGGAGGAUGCCAACAAAGCGGGUGGCAAGCGGAGCUCCGAAUGCACGCUCCUGGUGGUGGAAGGGGACAGCGCUCGUGCUUUCGCCAUGGCAGGGCUUUCUGUGGUUGGCAGGGAGUUGUACGGGGUCUUUGCGCUGCGGGGGAAGAUCCUCAACUGCAGGGACGCCCCAAUCAAGGCCAUUGCGGAGAACAAGGAGAUUGCCAACCUCAAGCAGAUCCUGGGCCUCCGAGAGGGCCACAAGUACAAGUCGCUCUUGGAGCUGCGCUACGGGAGAGUCAUGCUCCUCACGGAUGCUGACUGCGAUGGCACGCACAUCCGAGCGCUCUUCCUCAACUUUGUCGAGUUUGGCUGGCCGGAGCUUAUCGAGCUGGGGUUUGCGUGGCACCUGAGGACCCACGUGGUCAGGGCGUUCAAGAGCAGCCUGACGCGUGCGUUCUUCACGGAGCGGCAGUACAGGGAGUGGGCACAGACGAGCGAGGCCCGUGGUGCCUGGCGAAUCAAGUUCCUGAAAGGUCUGGGCACGUCCACCGCCAAGGAUGCCAAGGAGAUCUUCAGCAACAUGAGCAAGGUCACGUACACAACGGACCCCGGGGCGGCCGCGGCCAUGCAGCUAGCCUUUCAAAAGGCAAGGGCAAACGACAGGAAGAGGUGGAUCGUUGAGGCGAUUGCAAACCCAGCGCCGGAGCCGGUAGGCGAGCGGGUGACCCUCUCAGAGAUGGUGGACACCGAGCUUGUCAACUACUCCAUUGCUGAUGUCCGCCGCUCCAUCCCCAGUGCAAUCGACGGUCUGAAACCCUCGACGAGGAAGAUCAUCCACGUCAGCAUCAAAAGAAACGUUCGGGAGGAGUUCAAGGUGGCCCAGCUAGCCGCGGCGGUCGCAGAGGGAAGUGCAUACCAUCACGGGGAGGAGAGUCUGAGCGGCGCCAUCAUUAACCUGGCGCAGACGUUUGUGGGAUCCAACAACCUCAACCUGCUCGAACCGGUCGGGAUGUUCGGGACGCGCCUGGCCAACGGGAAGGACAGUGCCGCGCCGAGAUACCUCUUCACGCACCUGACUCCAACUGCACUCUGCGCUGUCCACCCUGCCGACGGCCCCCUCCUGACCUACCUUGAAGAGGACGGCAAGGCCAUAGAGCCAGCCUACUUUGUCCCGACCGUACCCUUGAUCCUCCUGAACGGUGCCUCCGGUAUCGGCACUGGCUUCUCCACGUACGUCCCCAACCACGCGCUGGAGGACGUCAUUGCCAACAUCCGGGCAAUGCUGCGAGGCCUCGACCCGAUUGAGAUGCACCCUUCUUGGGCUGGCUUCAAGGGGACCGUCCGGGAGUCUGAAAAGGGGGAGUACGUCGUUUCCGGGGUUUACGAGAGGCUCGACAGCAGCCGCAUCCGCAUCACGGAGCUGCCAAUCGGGACGUCGAUCGACGCCUACAAGGCUUUCCUGGAGAGCGACAAGCUAGGGGCCCGGUCCAUCAAGAACGAAUGCACGGACACGAUUGUGGACUUCACCGUGGAGUUCAGCCCCGAGAGGCUCGAGACUAUCCUGCCUGACAUCGAGAAGGAGCUCUGCCUCACCAGGAAGCUGAGCACCAACAACAUGCACCUGUUCGACUCGAACGGCCACAUAAGACGGUUUGAGACCGUGACCGACAUCCUGCGGGAGUUCUUUGGGGUGCGGCUGAGCCUCUACGAACGCCGCCUGCUGCACCUGAUCCGAGCAAAAGAAGAGGAGCUGGCUGCCUGUUCCUACCGGGCGCUCUUUGUGACGAGUGUGCUCGAUGGGGGUGUCCGACUUCUGAAAGCCAAGGUGGCAGACAUCCGUGCCGACAUGAGCGCGGCAGGGAUCCCCGAGGCCUACCAUCAGCGCUUCAUGUCGCUCCCCCUGUCGAGCCUGACGGUGGACGAGGUGGAGAGGCUCUUGGCGGCCAAAGAGGCCCUGGCGUCAGCCCUUGACCUCCUCAAGGGCAACACUUCUUCGGCGCUGUGGGAGGAAGACCUGCUUGAGUUGGAGAGAGCGCGGAAAAUCGGAGCAUAG